AUGAACUGCAAAUCGUGUCGCAAAAGAAAGAUCAAAUGUAGUCGCAUGCGACCAUCCUGCGAGGCAUGCCAAGUGUUCCAGUGUCCUUGCAUUUACGAUGCUGUCCCCAAGAAGCGUGGACCUAAAACGGACGUCCUCGAGGCCCUGUUGAAGCGGGUGGAUGGGCUCGAAGCAAAGCUCAAGGAGAAGAAUGCUGGCGAGCACCCAUCGCACACUGGCCCACGCGCUUCCAAAGCAGCCGGUGAGGAUGAGGGGGCCGAUGUCGCGGAACCAGCUUGCAAGAAGCCCGCCCUCGAAAGCCGCGGCCAGUCUGACGAAAGUGAGCCCCGGCUUCUGAAGAGUCUCGAACCAUGUCUCAGAGACUACCGUGCCGCUUCAGUGGAAACGGAUGCCUUUCUUGACACUUACUUUUCGCGGUUUCACGGAAAGCCGUACUAUAUCUUGGAUGAAUCGUCAACACGCCAACGAAUACAGUCUAAUCAACUCCCGCCUUUUCUAUCUUAUGCAAUUUGGGCCAUUGCAUCAAGGCACACGCCACAUCCAAGAGGACAAGAAGCGGCAGCUCGCCUCAGCGAUGAUUACGCGGAACGAGCAAGGAGAUGCAUUAAUGUCGAUGAGCCUUCGACAGACUGCCUGCAAGGGCUGUUGCUCCUAUCCGUGGCAUUUAUCGCCUCUGGUAAAGACAAGAAAGCGUACAUGUUGAUAACAUCGGCCGUUGGAAUGUCAAUAGCGCUGGAGCUACACCGUGAAAUAGAUGCGCAAGCACAAGUCAGCCCCGUCGACCGGGAACAUCGGAGGCGACUGUUUUGGACAUGUUAUAUCUGCGAUCGAUUCUCGGCCUGCGGCUCGAACCGCUCGCCUCUCAUCAACGACCAUGAUAUUUCACUUCGACUGCCUUCAUGGUGUUUCACAUCGUCGCCCCUCGCCGUGAAUGGAGAGUAUUUCCAGCCGGGCUCGAAUCUUAACUUCUCGCCAAGUAGUGGGAAGAAGGCACAAGGCAGCACAGGCAUCCUCAUCGAUGUCACGCGCAUCUUGGGCAAAACGAACAGAUACCUGGUGGCGGGGGGCGUGAAAGGCGACUCACACUUUCCCUGGCACUCCUUGUCGAGUCUGUCCAAGAUCCGACAAGAGCUGGACUUAUGGGCGUCUGUUGCUGGACCCGUAUUUUCCGACUUGCACGCGCUGUUUCACCGACCCGAAGCGACCAUUGCGUUUCUCAGCAAGCUGCUAUAUCAUCUGAUCCACUGCCUCUUGUAUCGCCCUUUCCUACCCAUUGACCUUGCCGAUCUUGCGGGCCAUGGCCAGCACCAGUCGUGGCAGAUUGAGGCUACCAAGAUGUGUUUUUGGCACGCCAACGCCAUUGGUGAGCUGGCCGAUGCUGCCAGACAGGCGGGCACCGUUGAAUGGCCCGCGAUUGUGGGCUUUUGCAUCAGCACGGCUGCUACAGUGCACCUCCACGGUGCGCAUUACACCAACCCGAGUACCUACGGGGGAGACGUGAGCGUGUUCAGGGCGUCAUCAGACCUGCUCUUUCUUGAAAUACAGCUUUUGAGCGAGCUUCACUUCUCAUGGGCAACCGCGCGGCAUCAGAGCCAGACUUUGCAGGGCAUAUGCAACGCGCACGGGGAGUUGGUCCAGGCCAUGGCUGUCAGUUCUUCUACGCGCCACAGCCCCGUUUUCCACCUCGAGGAUUUCUUUGACAGAUAUUCCAGCAUCGGCGGUCCGGGAGGCAGGUCCUACCGAUUCGACCCAGCACAUCUGAGCAUGUCUGAUGUUGUCCUCAACCUCACUGCCGCUCGCAGUGGCGAUGCCUCGGCAGCCCGCGAAGCCGCUGCUCUCGUCCCCGAGCGACAAGGCCACAAGCGCAAGAGCAGUUGUCCAUAUCAGAGUCUGCCGGACGCAAGGACCUCCGGACAGCGGGGCCAGCCGCAACAGGAAAGCUUGGACCAAGGCCUGGACAGGGAAGACGUGACCUAUCCCGCGGGCGGGAGCUCUGGUCAAGGGAUCAUGUCGCUCAGCGGAACGGGAUUCGGUGGUGGUUUGGGGUACGCGCCGACACCGCGCUCGGAUCCCAACAGCAACAGCGGCAGCAGCAGCAGCAGCAGAAACAAGAGCAAUGGCAGAAGCAAUGCCAGCGAAGCCGAGGCUGGAUACAGUUCCAUGUUUGGCACGACAGCCACAAACGCUUUCAGUAGCCCGGGCAGCUGGCAAGCCGACGACGGCGACCAACAAUAUACAGCGCAAACGUCCAUCAGCUGUAUGCCUUCAAGUCCAGGAGCGAAGAGCAAGAGCGGCAGUGCUGGGACAGGUGCCCGCGAAGAAAAGGACCCCUUUCUCAGCCUACUGGAGCAGGUCGCAGAGGACGAGCAGCGGUUUAGCGGGGCAGGAACCGAUAUCGACUUCUUCCUCGGCGCCGGCCACAGUCUUUUCACAGGGGCCAGAUCACCCAGAAGCUAA
This is a messenger RNA of Ustilaginoidea virens, 2457 nucleotides long. RefSeq lists its product as uncharacterized. Gene Ontology annotation, biological process: DNA-templated transcription; regulation of DNA-templated transcription. The transcript has 6 exons. Gene Ontology annotation, cellular component: nucleus. Gene Ontology annotation, molecular function: DNA-binding transcription factor activity, RNA polymerase II-specific; DNA binding; zinc ion binding. Lineage: Eukaryota; Fungi; Ascomycota; Sordariomycetes; Hypocreales; Clavicipitaceae. Bases 1 to 2457 code for a protein of 818 amino acids. The record is from RefSeq and is a predicted model, not a curated record.